Fopius arisanus is the source of this 1459-nucleotide messenger RNA. Its product is annotated as zinc finger protein 665-like. The record is from RefSeq and is a predicted model, not a curated record. Gene Ontology annotation, molecular function: DNA-binding transcription factor activity; RNA polymerase II cis-regulatory region sequence-specific DNA binding. NCBI's taxonomy places the organism in Eukaryota, Metazoa, Arthropoda, Insecta, Hymenoptera, Braconidae. Gene Ontology annotation, biological process: regulation of transcription by RNA polymerase II. The transcript has a single exon. The coding region runs from base 24 to 1373 and encodes 449 amino acids.
UUGAGAGAAGAAAUAAAAUCGAGAUGACCUCACCGACUUCCUCGGAGUUGAUGUGUCUAGUGUGCAGAAGCUCCCUGGAAAUAUCAUCAUCAAUAAAUAUUUUUUACACUUCAUUACCCAGAAGUGGGGAGCUCUUGGCCAGUUUUGUUCUAGGCACAAUUCGUCCCUCCGUUACUGACCUACAAAGUUCUUAUUUGUGCCCACAAUGUUACAAUUUAUUUCAAAUGCUGGAGCAAGCCCAGUGCACCGUGACAAAUAUUCAGAAUGAGAUACUGAAGACUUAUGCCUCAAAUGACACCAGCCACCUGAAAAAAAAUGAAAUUCAACAAGAAGAAAUCAGUGCCAUUGAUAAUCAUGUGUAUUCAACACCUCAACCUCAAGAUUUCGGAAGAUUCAAUCACGAAGAUCAUUUAACUGGCACAAACAAUAUUCCACCCGACGAGAGCCAAAGAGAUUCGCAAUCGAGCCUUAAUCUACCAGAAAUACCAAACAAUUUACGAACUAAUGGUUUCAGUUUGAUUGAAGAAUCUCCAAAGGACAAUAGAAACCUUGAAGAUAAAGAGAAAUUGAAAAAGCCUGGGAGGAAAUCCCUGGAGAAAUCACCAAAGUAUUCCUGUUCGAUCUGCGAUAAAAAAUGGAAGACACCAGGGGAAUUGAAGACUCACAUCGUCUCGCACUCGUCUAUUCGUCCGUACAUGUGCGAAAAAUGUGGACAAGCAUAUAAACAUAAGCAUGCCCUCAAGGUACAUAUUGGUAUGCACAAUGGAAUUAAUCCCUUCAAGUGCAGUUUUUGCGAUAAGUGUUUCACCCAGAAAGGAGCACUCAGGAGACAUUUGCCAAUGCACACUGGAGAAAUGCCGUAUCAGUGUGACCUGUGUGGUAAAAGAUUUAUUCAUCAUACGUCUUACAAUAUGCAUGUACUCUCGCAUACGGGAAAAAAAUCGUAUCAAUGUCACAUUUGCAAUGCAACAUUGCUAUCUACAUCUCAUUUGAAACGUCACAUGAGAGUUCACACUGGAGAAAAGCCUUUCAGCUGUGAUGUGUGUGGUAAACGAUUUGCUGAGAGAUAUAAUUUAUGCGCUCAUCAGAAAAUUCACGACGCGGGGGAAAGAAUGACAAAUUGUUCAGAAAUACAUUCGUACAGGUGUGAUCAAUGUGAUGAGAUCUUGGAUGCGAGAGAAGCUUUGGAUAAUCAUGUUGAACAAUAUCAUUUUGUAUCUGUGACUCAACAGAAUAAUCUGAAGACUAGAAAAUCAAACUGGCAGCAAUUCAAUUUAGAUAGCAACAAAAUAGCUACUCAGGAUAAUUAUAAAGACCUCGAUGUUAUCAUUAGGAACACCUACCAGGAGUCAUUCAAUGUAGAAACCAUUUAGCCAACGGUUCAUGUAAAUUAUACCCUCGAAAUUGCAAUUGUACAAUAUUUUUUUCAACUUUUAACGAUUUGUAUAAUAAAUUUUCU